GUCUUUUUAAACACUGAGCUAGAAAGUGAAACACCCCUAUUACCAGUUGCUCAUGUUGCCCCCUGUGCAAACACAUAUGUGCUUGAUAAAAGAAGCUGCAGAUGACUUAAGUUUUUUGUUGUUGUUUUUUUUGUAUCUGUGCACUGAUUUUCUUUGUGGUGUUUCUUUCUCAUUGCACAUUUACGUCAAAAUACCAGUUUGUGUUCCAUAGUUAUCCGUGUGGAUAAGGCCUGAGAGGAGAUGGCAGAAAAUAACUAAGAUUAUUGUAUUAUUAAAAUGAUCAUUAAUCACAAACAUUACCUUAAAAAAAAAUCCAAGCUUUCCCUUGGAACUGACCAGAGGUAAAGGAGCUGGCUUACAUUUUAGCUAGGUCUGCAACUCACUUUUAUCUUCUUGAUUAAUCGUGUACUUGUUUGGGCCAUAAAAUGUUAAAAAAUGUUGAAUGGUAAUUUUUCAAACAUGGAAAUGAUGAUGUUCUCAAAUGUCUUGUUUCAAAAUGAUUCGGUUUUAAUGAAUUCUGUGUUACAUGGAGCAAAGAAACCAGAAAAUAUUCACAUUUAUUUUAUAUUCACAUUAAUCAUUGCAGCCCUAAUUUCAGCAGGAGUUCUAAGUGGCGCUCUGUGCAUUUAGUCAAUGUUUGACAGAAAGUGCAUAGUACAAAGAAUAUAAACCCUAGCCAGGCACAUAUUUAGUAUCUAAACAAAUAAAAUAAUACAAAAGUUUACAUGUGGCAAGAAAACAAUAAAAUACAUAAUUAACAUGAAAUAUAUCAGGGAUGAAAAUGUCACGUACCUCUUUUCUUGGCGUCUCACAUCAAUUAGGAAGGCGGGAGAUUCAGGUGCACCUACAAAAACGGACAACGGGGAAACAUACAGCCGAAAAAAAAGUUCCACAUGUAUCGGGUAAAACAACGGAAAGUUAAAUUGUAUUAUUAUAUAAUUGUGUAUUAUGACCACACAUAUUACAGAAUAAUAAUUGUAAGGACAAUCUGAGUUAGUCACUGUCCGUCAGCAGUGUUUUUGUUGUAACUCCAGGGGGCGCAGUGGCUUCGUAAGCGACUCAAGCAACCGCUCUGUUAGAGUAACCAGGGCAACCGUGUCCGCUGUAACUACACACACACUCCCGUACCUCUGUCGCGUAUGUUUUGGUUCAAACUAUGAUGGUGAAAAGUCGCAGACGUUUGCGUUUCAUGAGAGGAAAGUGACAGAGUCCACCUGUCCUCCAGUGUCCUCCUCCUGCUGUGUCCUUGUGUGUUAACUCACCAGUCAAAGUUAGGGACAAAGAGACAAGUGAGAAACAACGAUGGACGGACAGAGAGACAGCAGCAGUGAGCGGAGACUUCAGUCUGCUGCCGUCUUCAAGGCUUUUCUGUCGAAAAACAGCACGAAGAGCAACACGAACCUCUAUGACCACCUCACCCGGUUGCUACUGAAGGUGAUGGAUGAGCAGCCACACAAUGCGGUGGAUGUUAUUGAGGAUUUGAGCUAUGAUGUCAAACAGGACUUGUUUGAGGACAGACAGAGUAACCUGCGAGACCUUCCACAGACGACAGCGGCUGAGCUGCUGGCUGAGAAACAACGACUCCUGUUCACUCAGCAAGAAGACGAGCAGGAGGAUGAGCUGGCAGAAACACCUCUCCCUAAUGUAAGUGAGAUUGGCUUCUACCUGGAACAAGCUGGAGUGGGUAUGGGUAGAGAGGAGUUGCAGCGGGUCUUUCUCGCCCUGAAGCAGCUUGUCGAGUCGCAGCCUGUGAUCCAACGCUGCCGACUGUGGGGCAAGAUUCUGGGAACACAGAGCAACUACAUUGUCGCUGAAGCUGAGUGCAAGGAGUGGGAGGACGAAGAGGAGGAGAAAAUCGGUGAUGAAGCAGCUGAGGAAGAAGAGAGAGAGGCCGAGACUCGGGAGGGGGACGAGAAUGAGAUGGAUCCACUUCCUCAGUCGACCUAUAAACCCCCACCAGUGGUGCCAAAGGAGGCAAUGGGAACAGGUGCUAACAGGUUUGUUUACUAUGUGUGUAAAGAGCCUGGUCUUCCAUGGGUGAAGCUCCCAUCAGUCAGUCCUGCACAGAUCACUGUUGCACGUCAGAUCCGCAAAUUCUUCUCAGGGAGGUUGGACUCUCCAGUAAACAGCUACCCCCCUUUUCCUGGGAACGAAGGCAACUACCUGAGAGCACAGAUCGCUCGCAUCUCUGCUGGUACACAGGUCAGCCCCCAAGGCUUCUUCCAGACUGGGGAGGAGGAAGGAGAUGAGGAAGACGAGGCACCGAGAGACAGUUAUGAUGUAAAUCCUGAUUUUGAGGGCAUUUCAGUUGCUGAGAUGGUUGAGUCUUUGUCCACCUGGGUCCAUCAUAUUCAGCACAUCCUGCAGCAGGGUCGUUGUACUUGGGUAAACCUGGCUGUGAAACGAGAAGAAGACCAGAAUGAGGAUGGAGAGGCUGAGGAGACAGAGGAGGAGCCUGAUGAGCCUGAGCAAGAAGUUGGGCCUCCCCUGCUCACUCCCCUUUCCCAAGAUGCAGAAAUAUUCAACACCCCUCCAUGGACCACCAAGCUGUCCUCCACUCUCACCUCCCAGCAUGCAGCAGCCAUGCUGCGCUCUAACCUCUGGCCAGGAGCUUAUGCAUAUGCUUGUGGAAAGAAGUUUGAGAACAUUUACGUUGGAUGGGGCCUGAAGGACGUAGGGGAAGGGUACAGCCCACCUUUACCCCCGUUGCCACAGAAAGAAUAUCCCAGUGGACCAGAAAUCACAGAGGCACAGGAUCCAUCAGUGGAGGAGGAGCAGGUUCUGGAAGAAGCUUUGGACGAACAGGAAGCAGAGCAGGAGGAGCUGGACGACACAGAUGAAGGGGAACUGUUAGAUGAUGACUGAGAAAACAAGAAGCUUUCGAGACGCCUCAGUCAAACUCAAGUCCAGUUGCAGAUUUCUUUAACGUGUUCAGCUUUCUUGUUAAAUUCUAUUAAUUAAUGUUUGGAGUAACUAAUGACUUUGCACUUUUCAAAACAAUGUUACAAAGUGCUUUCCAUAAAAUAAAAAAAUAACAGCAGUGAUGAUGAUUAAGGCUUUCUGUCCCAUACAUAGAUACAUUUCUAUAUUGCCUAUUUUUAAAUUAUGCUUUUUGUCUCAGCUAAAAAAAUGUAUAGAAAGGUGAUUAAAACUUUCUAAAACCAUUUUUUUAUGACAUGUUUACUGUGAUUAUUGUUAUUUAAUUUUUGGUUCCUUGAUUAAAAAAACCAUGAUUAUACUAUUGGACCCCUUCAAUAAAGUU
Molecule: messenger RNA, 3262 nt
Organism: Solea solea (common sole)
Lineage: Eukaryota; Metazoa; Chordata; Actinopteri; Pleuronectiformes; Soleidae
Product: radial spoke head protein 4 homolog A-like
Exons: 7
Coding region: 1303-2865 (520 amino acids)
Biological process (GO): axoneme assembly; cilium assembly; cilium movement involved in cell motility
Cellular component (GO): axoneme; radial spoke
Source: RefSeq, a predicted model, not a curated record